Messenger RNA from Scylla paramamosain (green mud crab), 1871 nucleotides. RefSeq names its product eukaryotic translation initiation factor 3 subunit J-like (gene eIF3j). Gene Ontology annotation, molecular function: translation initiation factor activity. The record is from RefSeq and is a predicted model, not a curated record. Gene Ontology annotation, cellular component: eukaryotic translation initiation factor 3 complex; cytoplasm. The coding region runs from base 104 to 841 and encodes 245 amino acids. Lineage: Eukaryota; Metazoa; Arthropoda; Malacostraca; Decapoda; Portunidae. The transcript has 7 exons.
UACGCAAGACCCAAAAAGAGGAGAAAGAGGAAACCUUCACGCCCUCCCAACUCUCAAGCUCAAGAUCAAGGUACCACCACCAUCAUCAUCAUCAGCCACCAACAUGUCGGACGUCUCGUGGGAUGACGAUGACUUCGAGCCCAAGAAGGCCACUCCGGCGCUGCCCUCCGACAAAUGGGACGGCGAGGAUGAGGAGGACGUAAAGGAUAAUUGGGAUGAUGAUGAAGAGAGGCUGACCCCCACCACCGAUAAAACUGACACCACCACCAUCACCACCAUACAAGUCAAGAAGAAAAAGAAGAAACUUGAUGAGAUAAUAGCAGAGAAAGAGGCCAAGCAGCAGGAGGAGGCAGAGCGGCGGAGGAGGGAGCUGGAGGAGCGGGCGGCCAAGAGCACACCGGAGGGUCAGCUGGCGGAGAAGCUCAGACUACAGAAGGUGCAGGAGGAUGCCGACCUGCAGCUGGCAUCUGAGCUUGUUGGGGACUCCACCUCUUCCACUCAGGAGGAUGACACCCGCAUCCUGGAGGGGGUGGACCUGAGAACAACAGAGGGGCUGACGUCACUGCGGCACGCACUGGUGGCUAAAAUAAGGGAAACAGACCGCUUGGAGAAAAAACCUGCGUACAUUACCUUCGUGGAGGACCUCGUGCGGGACCUCUGUCAGAACGUGGAGGUGGAUGAGGUGAAGAAGGUGACAGCGGUGCUCAACACACUGUACAAUGAGAAGAUGAGGGCAAACAAACCCAAGAGUAAAAAGAAGCAGCUCGGAAAGGCUAAGCUCAACGUGGGAUCCGGCCCCCUGGUGGAUGACUUUGCUGCAGAAUAUGACGAUUUUAUAUAGUGUUAAAUGGCUCUAGUAGAUGGUUAUUGUUGCUCCUCCUCCUCCUCUUCCUCCUCCUCCUCCUCCUCCUCCUCCUCCUCCUCCUCCUCCUCCUCCUCCUCCUCCUCCUCCUUCUUCUCUUCCUCUUCCUCUUCCUCUAACCUAAUUCUGAUUCUUAUUUCUCCUUUGCUUUGCUCCUAUACUCUCUCUCUCUCUCUCUCUCUCUCUCUCUCUCUCUCUCUCUCUCUCUCUCUCUCUCUCUCUCUUCAUAUUUGUUACUAUUUUUCUUUAUUUUUUUUUCUCCUUUUCUCUCUUUCUUCUUAUUUUGGCAUUUGUUUUUUAUUUAUUUUUGUUUUUAUUCAUGAUUUAUUGAACUGGGAUGUUACUUUGUUUAUUUUAUUGUUUAUUUAUUUGUUUGUUUUGUGAUUGGCCAGUUUUGUAAUAUGCUUGUGGACUUCGAGAGAGAGAAAGAGAGAGAGAGAGAGAUUUAUGGUCUGUAUUUUCUCAUUUCUUUCUUUUUUUCUCUCCUCCUCCUCCUCCUCCUUCUUCUCCUCUUUUGAUUUCAGUUAAUUAAUCAAAACUUUAAUUAAGCCUGAUACUACUAUUAUUAUUAUUAUUAUUAUUAUUAUUAUUAUUAUUAUUAUUAUUAUUAUUAUUAUUAUUAUUAUUUUACUUCCUCUUUCAUUUUCUCUUGAUCUUUUCUUUGCUUUCUUUUAUUCUCUCUCUCUCUCUCUCUCUCAUUCUUUCAUUAUUUUCUUCCUUGUUCCUUUCACCCUUUGUUCUUCUUCCUUUCUGUUCCUUUUUUCUUUCUUUCUUUCUUUCUUUCUUUCUUUCUUUCUUUCUUUUGUUUUUACGGAGACCUGCAGAUCUCAUUGUAUUGUUGUCAUGUCUGUCUGUCUGUUUGUCUGCCUGUCUGUCUGUUUGCAUAUAUACAACUUGUGGCCUUAUAGAAGAAAGAGAUAGCUCUCUCUCUCUCUCUCUCUCUCUCUCUCUCUCUCUCUCUCUCUCUCUCUCUCUCUCUCUCUCUCUCUCUCUCUCUCUCUCUCUCUCU